AUGCACGUUUCUGCGGCUUUUCUCUGCCUCCUGGCUGGCCAAGCAGUGGCGGCACCUCAUGCUGCUCGUCAAGACGUUGCUGUCGGGCAGGUCGUGCAGGACGGUACUGCCACCGAGCCGGUCGUCGAGCCGGUCGUGCAGGAGGAUGCCAGCCAGCCGGUCGUCGAGCCAGUAGAGCAGGGCACUCCUGUCGCACCGGUCGAGCAGGAUGGCACUGUCACGCCGGCUGAGCAUGACGGUGCCGGCGAGCGAGAGGGUGCCGUUCAGCCUGUGGUUCAGGACGGCGUCUUUCAACUUCCCUUCUUUACCGUCGCCCCCGAAGAAGAGCUGCUGAUGGGCAGCAAUGAGACGACCGGCACUGCGACGACCAAGCGUCAAGUGCCCGUUGGCCUUGAUAAUAUUAAGUAUGGUGGUGUUCGGCCGGCCAUGGCCCUGGGCGUGACCAUCGAGGUUGGCACCCCGCCGCAAAAGGUCAUCGUUGAGCCCGACACCGGGUCUAGCCAGCUCUGGGUGCCCGGCGUAACUCCAGCCAAUGGCCGCACGGGUGCCGAGUCGGUCUACUUUGACAAAAGCGUGAGCACCUCGCUGCAGGAUCUGAAGAAGAUUUCGGGGGCUAUGUAUGGCUCAAGGGAAAGGGUCAUGUUCGAUAUGAUUAGUGACGACGUCUCUGUUGGCGGCAAGUCCAUGGGUAAACUGAACUUUGGGGUUGGCAACAUGAACAGCCCCCAUACUACUGUGGGACGCAUCGUCGGUGUCAUGGGCCUCCUGCCCCCCCGUGCUACUAGCAAAGGCAGUACCGACUUUAUUCCCCAAAAGCUCCUAGACGAGAUGAUUGUCAAGACCCGUGCGUUUAGCAUGGCUUUACGAGAGAAGGGCCAAGGUCUGCUGACCUUUGGCGGCUACGACACGAGCAAGUUCUCCGGAUCCCUCGAGAAGCUUCCCAUCCUUCCGAAUAAGUCGAAACACUAUAUUGUUUCGGUCCAGUCUGUUUCUCUUACGGCCAGCAGCGGCGGUAGUAGUGAGGUCAUCCUCAACAACCAAACUGCGUCGAGGCCAUUGUCCAUGGGCAUCGACUCUGGCUCGCCCGCUCUGGUCUUGAAGGAUGAUCUCUUCAAGAUUGUCGAGGACAAGCUCCAGGCAAAGCCCUCGACGGGCCCUCUAAAAGUAGCCUGCGACGUUGUCGACGCUGGUGCGUCGCUCGACUUCAAGAUGACCGACAGCACCACGGUGUCGGUACCCCUUGGCGACAUGGUGCUCAAGAAGCUGGUAAAGCUCCCCUCCCGCCCCCGCUCUCCCCCCCCUUCCCGCCGCUCGCUCGUUGUAUAUGACCCGGAUGAUAGCUGCAUCUACGUCGGUCGCGGCGCCGACUGCGGCUCGAGCGUCGUUGCCAUUGACGGCAAGAUGCCGACCGAUGCCGUCAAGGGAAAGUGCAGCGAGGAGCCGGCCGCCGUUGAGCAGCCCAGCGAGGGCGUGAUGGCUAGUAUCGCGGCUCUGACCGACGAGCAGCUCGCAGCGCUCAUCAAUCCCCGCAUUGAUGAGGAUAAGGAUUAA
Cordyceps fumosorosea ARSEF 2679 is the source of this 1551-nucleotide messenger RNA. Its product is annotated as candidapepsin-4 precursor. Gene Ontology annotation, biological process: proteolysis. The coding region runs from base 1 to 1551 and encodes 516 amino acids. The transcript has 4 exons. NCBI's taxonomy places the organism in Eukaryota, Fungi, Ascomycota, Sordariomycetes, Hypocreales, Cordycipitaceae. Gene Ontology annotation, molecular function: aspartic-type endopeptidase activity. The record is from RefSeq and is a predicted model, not a curated record.